Messenger RNA from Aspergillus saccharolyticus JOP 1030-1, 1744 nucleotides. Its product is annotated as tRNA methyltransferase TRM7. Gene Ontology annotation, cellular component: cytoplasm. Gene Ontology annotation, molecular function: tRNA methyltransferase activity. The record is from RefSeq and is a predicted model, not a curated record. Bases 54 to 1439 code for a protein of 461 amino acids. Lineage: Eukaryota; Fungi; Ascomycota; Eurotiomycetes; Eurotiales; Aspergillaceae. Gene Ontology annotation, biological process: tRNA methylation; cytoplasmic translation. The transcript has a single exon.
GGACGAUCCACAUCUCAAUUGCCUCAGUCAACCUCGAAAACUUUUUGGAAGCCAUGGGUAAAUCCUCCAAGGACAAGCGCGAUGCCUACUAUCGGCUGGCGAAGGAGCAGAACUGGCGCGCCCGCUCCGCCUUCAAGCUGAUCCAGAUCGACGAGCAAUUCGACCUCUUCGAGCACGAGAACCCGGAGAAGGUGACCCGGGUGGUCGAUCUGUGUGCCGCCCCCGGUAGUUGGAGUCAGGUUCUGAGUCGAGUGCUGAUAAAGGGCGAGAGUUUCGGGCGACGCGCCUGGGUCGAGAAGAAACGGAGGGAGAAGGAGGCGCUUGAGCAGAUUCAGAACAAUGAUGGCAGCAGCAGCAGCAGCAGCGAGUCGCAAUCGGCGAAUGAGACGACGACCACCGAAGAAGAGGAGCUGAAGCCGCGCAAGAACGUCAAGAUCGUCUCGAUUGAUUUGCAGCCCAUGGCUCCCUUGGAGGGCAUUACGACCCUCAAAGCCGACAUCACCCACCCCUCCACCAUCCCACUUCUCCUCCGGGCUCUGGACCCCGAAGCCUACGAAUCCACCACCACCACGGAAGAACCCUCGAACACAACCACCACAACAAACUCCUCCCCGUCUACAACUCCCGCCCCAACCGCCCUCCGACCCCCCCACCCCGUCGACCUGGUCAUCUCCGACGGCGCCCCCGACGUAACCGGCCUCCACGACCUCGACAUCUACAUCCAGUCGCAACUCCUCUACUCAGCCCUGAACCUCGCGCUGGGCGUUCUCCGCCCCGGCGGCAAGUUCGUCGCCAAGAUCUUCCGCGGCCGCGACGUCGACCUGCUGUACGCGCAGCUGCGUACCGUCUUCGAGAAGGUCAGCGUCGCCAAGCCGCGCAGCAGCCGCGCCAGCAGUCUGGAAGCCUUUGUCGUCUGCGAGGGGUUCAUCCCUCCUUCCAUCCACGACGGGUUGAAGGGCAUGGACGCCCUCAAGAACCCCGUCUUCGGUGGCGUUGCUGUCCCUGCUACUCUUACUCCCGAUGGCAGUAACGUCGCGGUGGAGGUCGUCGCAGACGAGGAGCCCACGACGCGGCAGCCCGUGCCAGUCACCCACCCCGCCCCCGUCAACACCACCCUCACGACCCACAACACCACGGCGCGGCUCCUCCACCCCGACUCGCAGGCCAGCUCCGAGGCGCCCCAGCAGCAGCAGCCCCUGGCUCUUAAGCCCCUCAACGAAAAGUUCAGCAGCGAGAACCGCUGGAUUCCGCGGUUCAUCGCCUGCGGCGAUCUCUCGGCCUGGGACUCGGACGCCUCCUACGCUUUGCCCCCGGAUCAUGUCAGCCUUGACCCUGUGCAGCCGCCUACGGCGCCGCCAUAUCGGCGGGCGUUGGAGUUGCGGAAGGAGAAGGGUGGUGCGUAUGGGAAGACGAAACUGGGGGCUAUGGGUCGAGCUUAAAAAGCAUGCUCGGAAUAUAGAUUUUUGUUUUUGUACGCGGGGAUGGAGUCUUUACGGCUGGUCUGUGUGGUAUGUAUGUAUGUAUGUAUGUAUGUUUAUGGUUUUGCUAUGAUGUCUGUUCUGUGUUUAUAUAUUUCCUGUUACUAUGGCUAUGAGUGAGGAUGAGGUUUGUCUGGCUGGAUGGGAGAGUUUCUGUUGGAAGAGGGGAAAGUGUGUGGUCAGGGAAAAAGGGAAAACCUGGAAAAGAUGGAGACAGACUUAGAUAUACCCCAUAGAUUUACAAAAGAUGGUCGCUUUUGUCCCGG